AGGGGCGGGCUGUGUGUGUUGUAGUCUGACGAAUAAAAAGCUGUAGCCUAUAGAUCCGAGCCAGGCUCUUUAACCGGGUACAACCAGCCAGGCUUAAAGGAAACAUUUUGGUCGUAAACUCGGAGCAGAGAUUAGAGCCGAGGAAGCGGUGAAAGGUCUGAAAAAGCUAAGAAAACAUGAGCGACAAGGGGACAGUGUCACCGAAAGAGGAGGCGACAGAGAAGAGGGGGCGUGGAAGACCCCGCAAGAAGCCCCAGGUGAAGACCACUGAUGAAGCAAGUGGGUCUCCUGCUCCAAAGAGGUCCAGAGGACGGCCGAAGGGCAGCAAAAACAAAGGCAGUAAGGGCAAAAAGGCAGCACCAGCCCCGCCUGCAACGGGAAAACGCAGGGGAAGACCUAAGAAGGAGGAGAAAGAAGAAAAAGCCCAGGAAUCAUCUGAGGAGGAGGAAGACGAAGAAGACCAGUAAUUCACAACGCAUGCUACCUCACUCAACAUACUGACUUACUGUUAACCAGAACUGGGCUGUAUCUCCAAACACCAGUGCCACCACAUGACCACUGUUCACGACAAAAGUCCCCUUUUUGUCAAAAAAGGAGGGUUUACCACAGUACAAAUAAUCAUGCAACAGCACUGGAUAGAACGAUGGACCUUGCUCAAGCGUAUAUAUCUAAGAAUUCUAUGAAGGGUAACAGCCCUUUUCUCUACAUGUCAUGUUAUCACAAGUCUUUUAUACUGGACAAAAAGUGCGCUCUAAUGAGCCUGGACAUUUCCUGCCCCUCCCCCCCCAACUAAAGAUGGUUUGUAGGACAUUUUCUCUGCUUAAUGUUACUUAUUUGUUGUACCCGCAUCUGAGAUGGUAGGGCAUAUAGAUUUUUCUCCCAUGUUUUGUACUGGACAAAGGUGAAUUUUACCUAUACUUGCUGUUUUUUUUUUUGUUUUUUUUUUGUGUGUGUGUGUGUUCGUGUGAAGUGGUUAACCUAUCCUUUUUGCAUCGUAUUAUAGAUGGAGUUGAGCUUCAGCGUGUAGGAUGAGAAUAGAUAACAGGUGGUAGUUUUUUGUUUUUUUUUUCUUCCCCUUUUCUAAUCUGCAUAACUGAUUUCGCCCCCCCCCAUCCCACCAGUAGAGCAGAAUCCCCAUCUAUCCUGUAGGACAGUUUAGACGUAGUUAUGCUUCUCGAAAUUCUCCGUCGCGGUCCUCGGCGUGCAGUGGGGAGAUGUAAAAGUGUAUCGUUAGUCCGAUCAGUCUAUACUUACUGUUUUUGUUCCUUCGGGUUACAUACCAUUUAAAAAAGAAAACAACAAAAAAAACAUGAGUGUGCUGCUUUUCAUGUUAUAAUAAAACUCUUUUUUUUUUUGUAUAAUGUGUGUUUUUAAGGAUAGGGUUGGCAGAGUUCUAGGCAGAGAGCAUCAGUGUCAUUUCUUCAGGGAGCUUUUACAAAUGCUGUUACAUCGACGUCUUUUUUUUUGUCUUCGCAUGGUCCUCACUUUCCAAGCGCUCAACCCAAUCACUCGUAAAGGCAAAUCUGGUCAACCGAGGAGUUUGAUUGUAAUAGCGGAUAGUCGGUGGCACUGCUAUCCAACAGGGCUGUACGUCUACGUUUCAUUCCAUCUAGCUCUCAAUGCUUUCACCUAGCUUGGUCCUUCUGUCAUCACUUAGUACAGUAAUCUUUCUUAGUCUUUUUUGGAGAUGUGUGUUGUCUACUACAAGAGAAAAAUGUUUGUGUAUUUCUAAGUGUCAGGGAACCCGCAGUCACAGUCCACUUAACUGGGUUUUUCCACACACCUAAGCUGCUACAACCUCAGUUACGAAACCCGGAAAACUGCAAAACAGGCGAUACACAGCCUGGAGUUUCAUACCUCACUCAACGGCUUACUUUACCAUAUAAUUGCAAUUAACUGGUUUUCUGUUUGUUUGUUUUUUAUGUAACCUCUGGCAUGAGUUAGAAAGAUGUUAUUACAAUGUUUGUUUUUUUUGUUAUAACCUGACUGUAAUGAGGUAUCUAAGAUGUCAAGUUUGCGUGCGCGUCUUGGCUCAUUCACAACCGGAGCGCGCAGACAGGUUUUGGUUUAAAUGUGUGAAGCAAGUCAGGGAGACCUGUCAGCUCGUACAACUGUGUUCGCUGACUGUGGUAGAUUAGCAGGUGUGUUUUUAAUUCUUCUGGUGCACUGAAAUGUUGGUUCAGAUUAUCACGGACAAAAAUGUUUGUGAUAAGACUGGGCGCUCUCUUUCCACUUAACUGUUCUGUUGGCACUACCACACACAGCCACCCCUCGCCAUACUCUGUCAUACAACGGUCAUUUCAUGUUUUUUGUUUUCAACAUCCUCCAACAACUCUGGACAAUAUCGGUAUCAUUUUCCAUGCCAACAUCUUGCAUCCGUUCAUUUAUAUACUGUCAACUCAAUAGGAUGUGAUCAUUCUUUUUAAUGUACACCGUAUAUAAAUGUACAAUGUCUAUAUUUCUAUGGUGCCCUACAACAAUUUGUAUCAGAAAUGGUCAAUAAAGAAUUUUCUUUGUCAUUUU
Messenger RNA from Sebastes umbrosus (honeycomb rockfish), 2523 nucleotides. RefSeq names its product high mobility group AT-hook 1a (gene hmga1a). Gene Ontology annotation, biological process: regulation of DNA-templated transcription. Gene Ontology annotation, cellular component: chromatin; nucleus. The transcript has 5 exons. Bases 177 to 467 code for a protein of 96 amino acids. NCBI's taxonomy places the organism in Eukaryota, Metazoa, Chordata, Actinopteri, Perciformes, Sebastidae. The record is from RefSeq and is a predicted model, not a curated record. Gene Ontology annotation, molecular function: DNA binding; transcription coregulator activity.